Molecule: messenger RNA, 1752 nt
Organism: Pochonia chlamydosporia 170
Lineage: Eukaryota; Fungi; Ascomycota; Sordariomycetes; Hypocreales; Clavicipitaceae
Product: arrestin domain-containing protein
Exons: 4
Coding region: 1-1752 (583 amino acids)
Biological process (GO): ubiquitin-dependent endocytosis
Cellular component (GO): plasma membrane; cytosol; cytoplasm
Molecular function (GO): protein-macromolecule adaptor activity; ubiquitin protein ligase binding
Source: RefSeq, a predicted model, not a curated record
AUGCCGUCCUUCAAGCCGUUUUCAGCGGUGACGGGACGCAACAGCUACAGCCUGUUUGAUAUUCGGCUGGAUCAAGACUUCAUCGUCUUUCGAGGUAAUGACCAUGAGUCUUCAGGUCAGCUCCUCAAGGGGGUCGUAGUUCUCUGCCUCUCGUCCCCCUUGCGCAUUGAGGACAUUCACUUGCGCCUCGUGGGCACUUUGCGCUUAUCAUGGACUGACCAUAGAUCGACUGCCCCCGGUGUCUCUGGGCAAAAAGUUGAUAAAGCGACUAUCAUUCUCGACCACCGAUGGCAACCUUUUGUCGGCACCCAUGGCAAGAGCAUGACCCUCCCCGCCGGCAAUUACGAGUACCCUUUCGAGUUUAUGCUACCCGGAGAUACCGCUGAGAGCGUAGAGGGCAUCCCAGAAGCCUCCAUUACCUAUCGAUUAAAGGCGACUGUUGGCCGUGGCAAGCUCGCCUACGAUUUGCACGCAUACAAGCACCUACGCAUCAUUAGAACCCUGGAGCCAGGCGCCUUGGAGUUCUUGCAUGCCAUGAGCGUGGAGAAUAUUUGGCCCAACAAGGUGGACUACUCCAUCAUUAUCCCCCAAAAGGCGGUAGUGUUUGGCGGCACCAUCAACAUGGAGAUGCGCUUUACUCCUUUGUUAAAGGGCCUCGAGAUUGGCGACAUUACCGCCAAAAUGAUUGAAAUCCGCGACUGUUGGAUUCAAGGUGCAACUGGGCUCAGCAUGCGGGAGCACCGAACGGAGCGUGAGGUCGCGACUUGGCGGUUCGAGGUGAAUCGCGAGGAACACUGGCACGACAUGAUUGAAGAUACUGGCCAGGAGGGCUGGGCCUUAGUCAAGCCUUUGCCUCUUCCCAAGCGACUACGGCAAUGCAUUCAAGACCUGAACCACCACGGCAUCAAGGUCAGGCAUAAGAUUAAGUUGACCGUGGCAUUGAAGAACCCGGACGGCCACAUUUCAGAGCUCCGUGCUACCCUUCCCGUCUCAAUCUUCAUCUCACCCAAUAUUCCCUUUGACGAACAGGGCAACCUGCUCAGCCAGAACCAAGGCAGCGGCGUUGCUUCCACUGAGAAUGCCUCCAUUGCACCACCUGGGUACGGCGAGCAUGUGUUGGAUCAACUGUAUGAAGACGUGGAUGUAUCUGGUUUCCAAACUCCAGCAAUCCAGUCUGGCGUCAGCAGCCCCUUCUACUCACAUUCGAGGAGCGGCUCGGCCGAGAACCUCGCAUCUCUGGCUCAUCCAGCGCCGAUAGCGCCGGCGGCCUUAUCGUCUCGGUUGGCCGAUGUGUCAAUUGAUCCCUCCCAGCGAAAUCGAUCGUAUACUUCGAUGCCUUCACAUUCACAUUCUCCUUCUGGCAGGGUAUCGCCGACAUCGGGCGUACAUGGAUCCGCACCGCGGUCCGAACCGCCAUCACAGAACCUCACAAGAAGCAAUAGUGAAGAGGAUCACUCGGCCAGAAACUCUACGGAGCACGUUGACCUGGAUCCGGCCGAAUUUGCGGAGCUCAACCGUGUGCCUAGCUAUGCCACGGCAGUCCGCACACCGGCGCGUUCUCGGGCGCAACCCGCAGCGGGACUUGUUCCGGAUUACCAGACUGCACUGCAUGCACCACGCACUCCUCCGGCUACGGAUAUUAUUCCCGAGCCCUUGGGUACCAUAUCUGAGGACCGGACUGGUGAAAACCGCGGCCCAACAAGUGCACCGUCUAUUAUUUCCACUACUACUGCGAACUCGGGCAGCUCAUGA